Messenger RNA from Pseudozyma flocculosa PF-1, 780 nucleotides. RefSeq lists its product as uncharacterized. Gene Ontology annotation, cellular component: Golgi apparatus. The coding region runs from base 1 to 780 and encodes 259 amino acids. Gene Ontology annotation, molecular function: GTPase activity; GTP binding. The record is from RefSeq and is a predicted model, not a curated record. Gene Ontology annotation, biological process: Golgi to plasma membrane protein transport; intracellular protein transport; protein localization to organelle. NCBI's taxonomy places the organism in Eukaryota, Fungi, Basidiomycota, Ustilaginomycetes, Ustilaginales, Ustilaginaceae. The transcript has 6 exons.
AUGUACCACCUCCUCACCGGGCUGUACGCCGAGUGGACGAAAAAGGAGCGCUUCAAUAUCCUCGUCGUCGGCCUAGCGGGCGUGGGAAAGUCGUGCCUCGUCGAAAAGAUCAAGUCCAUCUACCUGCGCACGCCCGCGUUGCCGCCCUCGCGCAUCGCACCCACCGUCGGACAGAAUGUCUUCGACCUGACGCUCCCCUCGUCGCAUCUCCACUUCUGGGACCUGGGCGGCUCGGCCUCGGUGCGCUCGCUCUGGCAAAAGUACUACGAGGAGUCGCACGCCCUCGUCUGGGUCGUCGAUGCGCGCGACUGGAUCGGGUGCGACGACGACGACGACGAGGGUGGGACCAAGGAUAAGGGCAAGGCGGUGCAGACACCGGAAGACGUCGAGAGGCAAACCAGGAGGGAAGAGAGCUGGACUACGCUCGCGUCGCUGCUCGACCAUCCCUCCCUCGAAGGACUGCCCAUCCUCAUCCUGGCCAACAAGGUGGACGCCUGUUCCGCCACUUCGGACUCGACUGCGUCCCAGAACGAGGCCGUUGCCGUCGCUCGGCGCAUCAAGCGAUGGAUCGGACGCAGAAUGGCCGACGUCGCUGCGGCCGAUACCACCACUGCUGCCGCAGAGUACCAGAACGGCCAAGAUCACGUCGGGAUACCGCACGCACAGGCACCGGCGGCGGGGUACGAGUGGGACGUCGUCGCCACCAGCGCGCUCGAUGGCACGGGCGUCAGCGACGCCGUCGACUGGCUAUACCUUCGCGUCCAGAACGUCAAGCGGUGA